UCCCCCAAACAUCGCGAGAGUUGCGAGCAGCGCGAGAGUACGGCGUCUGCUCGGCAUAGCAACAUUAGCCGAACAACAGCCGCCGAUAGCGGAGGAUCGUCCCGUUAUGUGGCCCGGAGCGCCGGUGAACCGGGAGCCAGCUCCAGCCGCAGACACGCACCGAGACGCCGGGCCGCGGCGGGGAACAGGAUGUGGCGUCUCCUCUCUGGAUGCGGGACUCCAUCGCUCCAUGCCGACGCUGUGACUCCCCAGAGCUGCUGUGACCGUUGCCGUGGUGACUCGUUUGGCCGUGACUGAUUGGACGCCCGACAGGAGGAUGUAGCUGGAGGCGGGAAGCUGCUGGACCGUCCCGUCUGUCUCUCCGUUGUGAAUUUGGAUCCGAUGGUCCGCGGUUUGCCGCCGGACGUCGCCCUCGACGCGUGUUUGAUCUGAAUCGUGUGGUCGGCAGGAUGAACGGCUCUCUGCUGACUCCGCCCAGCCCGCGGGCGGCCGCCAACUCCUCCCCCCUGCCCCCCUCCCCCUCCCCGUCCCCGCCCUCCCCCUCCCUGCUGCCCCUGUCCCCCCGGCCCCCGCCCCUCCCCCCGCUGAUGAGCUCGCCGCCGCCGGCUCACCCCUCCUCGCUGUCUGACACGCCCACGCCGUCCCCCUCGCCGUGCCUGAGCUGGACCGAAUUCUGUGAGCUCCACGCCCGCGUGGCCGCCGGCGACUUCGCGCGCCACUUCCGGGCUUUCCUCCAGGAGAACCCGCACUACUCCACCAACUCGGCGGCCGCGUUCUGCCGGCGAUUCACCGACCGUUUCGUGCGCCACUUCCAGAGCGAGCUGGAGGGGGCGCUGCCGCCAAGCUGCGCCGCCGGCCGGGACGAUUUGGCGAGCUGGGCUCCCCAGUCGGACGCCACUUCCCUGGAAGAGGAGGCGGUCUCGCCGCUCUCGGCCACCGGGGGCGCCAUCCUCCUCUGUCCCCAGGCCAACGCUACGCGCGCCGCGUCCAAACCGGCUCCGACCCGGCUGGUGCUGGAGAACCGUGGCGGGGAACGCUUCCAGGACUCGUACGCCCACGGCCAGGUGCUGCCGCCCUCCUCGUCCUCGUCGUGCUGCUCCUCGGUCGGCGGCACCAACGGGAGGCGCGAGGAGAGGACCGCCGCGCCGGCGCCGGACAACGGUGAGGCGCCGGUGGAGGAAGAGGAGGACAGCUGGCUCGGAGUGCCGUCCGUCGAAGAGGACGCCGAGCAGGAGGAGCGCGAGUCGUCCGAACUGGACAACGGCGACGGCUGUCCGGCGACGCCCUCGUCCGUCACGCUGCCGCCCGGCACCAAAGGAAACGGCGGCGCGGCCGGCGCCUCCAAAAACAAACUGAGGAAGCGCUUCUCGCUGCGCAGCGUGGGCCGCAGCGUGCGCGGCAGCGUGCGCGGCAUCCUGCAGUGGCGCAGCUCGUCCAGCGACUCGGCGCAGAGCCCGCUGCCCUCCAGCUACAGCUACACCAUGGGCGUGCAGGACGCCAGCCUAGGCCCCGCCUCCAAGAGGAACUCUGGUACGCAGCCCCCCACCCCCACCUCCUCCAUGCCCGUGUCGCUGUCCAUGCCCCUGUCCCUGCCCCACUCCUCCUCCUCCUCUCUGCCGCCGUCGUCCUCCAGCAGCGCCACCUCGCUGUCGCUGUCGGAGGCCGCUCGUGAUCGGCGGCGGAGCAACGGCGAGGGAGGUGAGAAGGAGAAGUGGAGCCACCGCCUGGAGAAGCUCCGGCUGUCACGCUCCCCCCCUCCUGUCCUCACCCCAACCUCCACCGCCUCGUCGGCGCUGCCCCCCAGCGGCGGCGGCGCGGGCCCCCCGAGGAAGGUGGGCCGGCUGGUGCGGGAAGGCGGCGUGAGCGUCAGCUCCUCCAGCGACGAGCUGAGCGGCAGCCACGGCUUCUCGGGCUUCUCCUUCGGCCUGCUGCACCACGCCGCCGACAGCGCCGCCGCCGCCGCGGGCGGCCCGCCGCAGCCGCUGGCCAGCGGAGGAAACGUGCCGUGGCGAGGAGGCCGGUGGCACAAGUGUCGACUGGUUCUUCGAGAGCGGGACAGAGAGGGCGGCGAGCGCGGAGAGGAGUACUACCUGGAGUUCUUCAUCCCUCCGAAAUCCUCGAAGCCCCGUCUCACCGUGUCCUGCUGCUCCAUCGUGGACGUGAGGAGCACGACGGCUCUGGAGGUCCCCGACAAGGAGAACACCUUCCUGCUGCAGCUGGAAGGCGCGGCGCAGUACGUGAUCGAAACUCGGGACGCCGUUCAGAUGAGGGCGUGGCUCAGCGACAUCAGGAACGGCAUCUGUCUCAGCGAGCAGGACGACGCCGAGGGAGGGUGCGGAGGACCGCUGGACGUCAGUGGGACGCCGGAGAUCGGCGAGCGGCUGUCACAAGUGUGUUACGGAGGGAUCGGAGGCUCCUCCCCCCUGAUGGACCCCCUCCCGCCGGAGCUGCCGCCCCGGGCCCCGCUCGACGAACCGGACGGCCGGAUCCUGGGAGGAGGCGGGGCCAGUCUGGGUACGCCCUUCGCAGAGACCCCGGACGCCACCGGUUCCUUCCUGUUCUCGGAGGCGGCGCCGGCGGAGGCGGUGGAGCACCCGCUCAGCGAGUGCCAGUGGUUCCACGGCACGCUGUCGCGCCUCAAGGCCGCCCAGCUGGUGCUGGCCGGCGGCCCCGCCAGCCACGGCGUCUUCCUGGUGCGGCAGAGCGAGACGCGGCGGGGGGAGUACGUCCUCACCUUCAACUUCCAGGGCAAAGCUAAGCACCUGCGCCUGUCGCUGAACGAGGACGGCCAGUGCCGCGUGCAGCACCUGUGGUUCCAGUCCAUCUUCGACAUGCUGGAGCACUUCCGCGUUCACCCCAUCCCGCUGGAGUCCGGCGGCGCCUCCGACGUCACGCUCAUCAGCUUCGUGGGCGCCACCGCCGUCCGGCAGCCGGGCCGAGACCGAGCCGGCAGUCGACCCACAGUCUGUGACGUGAUCACCUCCACGCGCCAUCCCGACUCUCCAUCAACCCCCAUCUCUGACUGUGUACUUGACCAGCAGACCCCGUAGCCCCCCGCAGCCGCCUCCUCUGCCGCCGGGACGCCCGCCGCCGCCGACUCCUCCCCAGGAGAGAGUGUCCGAGGCCGAGCCGGGAGGAGCAGGUGGAGCGGGUGGAG
Salarias fasciatus (jewelled blenny) is the source of this 3157-nucleotide messenger RNA. It is a transcript of the gene sh2b1, whose product is annotated as SH2B adaptor protein 1. Gene Ontology annotation, molecular function: transmembrane receptor protein tyrosine kinase adaptor activity. Gene Ontology annotation, cellular component: plasma membrane. The coding region runs from base 450 to 3050 and encodes 866 amino acids. The transcript has 10 exons. The record is from RefSeq and is a predicted model, not a curated record. NCBI's taxonomy places the organism in Eukaryota, Metazoa, Chordata, Actinopteri, Blenniiformes, Blenniidae. Gene Ontology annotation, biological process: intracellular signal transduction.